This is a messenger RNA of Glossina fuscipes, 2520 nucleotides long. It is a transcript of the gene Cog4, whose product is annotated as conserved oligomeric Golgi complex subunit 4. Bases 174 to 2495 code for a protein of 773 amino acids. Lineage: Eukaryota; Metazoa; Arthropoda; Insecta; Diptera; Glossinidae. The record is from RefSeq and is a predicted model, not a curated record. The transcript has 7 exons.
GUUAUUUGCUGAAAUAUAAUAAAUCAACUACAUCUCGGCGAAUUUUCGGUUGUUGAUAUAACUUUUACAACUUUCAAGUGAAAAGUUUUUAAUAUACAAAAAGUUCAUGGAAAAUUAAAUAACGGAAUUUUCAUUACUGACUGAAAUUUAAUCCCGCCUGCAAUUAAAGCAGUAUGGAUGUGAAGGCAUUAAUUGGUGACGUAGAUAUUUCUACGUCUGGGAAGGUGGAUGAAGUCUUAGAAUUAAUUAAGGGAAAAGAGGAAUGCAUCAAUAUUGAGUUGGAGGCUCUUCUUGCAAAACAAGAUCAUGUGGAGGCAAAAAUGAAUGGCAUUCAUAAAGCUUUAUCUGUGCUGCAGGAAGUUCUCAAAGAUUCCAACAAGUUGGAUUGGCAAAUAGUACACACAGCUCAGUUGGCGGAGUCAGUGAGUGCAAAAGUUCGCCGUUUAGAUUUGGCCCGAAGUCGAGUGUCUGAAUGUCAGCAACGGGUGCAUGACUUGAUUGAUUUGCAACUUUGUAGUCAAGGUGUUGAGAAGGCAAUACAGGAUGAAGAUUACGAAAUAGGUGCAGGUCAUAUAAGCCGUUUUUUAUCUAUGGAUUUGCAACUAUUAAAACGUACAGCAGAUGAUGUUCAAGGUUCAGUGAGCUCAGUAAGUGAGGCUGUACAAACCCUGGAGGCUGCAACUGUUGAAAUGCGUGAUUUAGUUGUGCGGCGUUUUGACGAAGCUGUAAAAAAGGAUGAUUUAGCUUCAGUGGAAAGAUUUUUCAAAAUUUUUCCUUUACUUGGCCGUCACGAAGAAGGAAUUGAAAAAUUUUCUUAUUACAUAUGCACGAAACUAUCCGCAAAAGCAAAAAAAGAAUUGAACAACGCAUUAGACAUCGCGAAAGCGGAAAAGCGGUUACCUGUAGCGUAUGCGGACGCUUUAACUUCUCUUUUAGAAAACUUUGCCCGUGUCAUUGAGGUUAAUCAACCGAUAGUAGAAGCGUGUUAUGGCUUGGGCCAUAUGUUACACAUGUUAACUGUUUUACAACGUCAAUGUGAUCUUGAUAUAAAAAACUUAAUUUUGGAAUUUAACAAAAACCGGAAAAUUUCCUUUCGUGUUCAGCAAGUUAACGAAAGUAUACGUAAUUCGCAAACCAAUUCUGCAAAUUCACCGUCAUUGGGACAUUAUCGCAAGGCAUCAGGCGGAUCAAUUGACAAAUUGAAUCCCAAAGAUUUAGAUGCAAUAAUAGCUGAAAUUACUCUUAUGCAUUCCAGGGCAGAGUUAUACUUUCGUUUUAUGAAACGUCGUGUAACGGCUGAUAUUGAAGCAUGUUCCUUAGAUGAAAAUGAACAGCAAGAUCAAAUGGAUAAACUGAGCAAACUAUUAGGUCAAUGCGAUCUUAGUCGCCAAAUGCAAGAGCUACUAGCAAUAUAUCUACUCUUGGAGAAAUACUUCAUGGAAGGAAGUGUAAUUAAGGCUAUUGCUUUAGAUGCUUAUGAGAAUGGUCAGCAAUGUUCAUCAAUGGUGGACGAUGUGUUUUUUGUAGUGCGCAAAUCUAUAAGACGCGCUCUCUCCAGUCAAUCGAUCAAUGGAACUUGCGCUGUGAUAAAUAACGCGGCAUCAUGUUUGGAAAGCGAUUUCGUAAAUGCCUUACGGUCGCCUUUAAAAGUCGGGUAUCCUUCGGGAUACAUCGAUUUGGCUCAGGCUUAUAAUGCUAUACAGACGACACUGCAGCAGGGUAAGCUGCAGUCUAACGACUCGGAAAAAGCACGAGUAAAUUUUUUGAUACAGUUAAAUAAUGCAGACAUGUCGACUGAGUAUAUCGAAACACUUUGGUUAACAAUGGAACAAGAAAUAGUUGGAACAUUUCCCGCCAUGUCUGCUGUAGAGCGUCAAAUAAUUGAUAGUUGCGUAGCUGAAUUAAAAUCCGUACGCGAUACUUUAAAAGCUUGUGUCGACUUUGGUAUGCAUCAGUUACGUUCAAGUGCUAUUAAGCCGCGCCUACACCCAUGGAUUGAUCAGUAUCUUAAUUACAAACACCAUUUAAGCGAGGAGGAGUUGGCAGCUUACGAAGCCGGCGAGACAUUUGUACAAUAUUUGAUCGUUCAGAUCGAUGGUUUCCUCAGUUCUUUUAAGCUGAUCCUAACUGUACGUAAUUACGAUGCUUUAGUUAUCAUUUUAGCAACCGAGUUAACGUCUCGUCUGGAGAGGGCUAUUAAAAAAUGCACUUUCAAUCGCUUAGGUGGCUUGGUUCUAGAACAAGAAAUUCGCGUUUUAGGUGCUUAUUUAGCAAACGCGACGUCUUGGUCCUGGUCUGUGCGUGACAAAAUGACACGACUAACACAAAUUGCGACAAUCUUGAAUUUGGAAAAAGUAUCGGAGCUUAAUGAAUAUUGGGAUCCAGAAAACUCUAGCGAGUCACCAUCGUGGCGCAUUACGCCAAACGAAGUUCGCACAAUUUUAACGUUAAGAACUGAUUUUCGUAUGGAGGAAAUUAAGCGCCUACGAUUUUAAAUAUGGGCAACUUUUGGAAUAAUCU